This is a messenger RNA of Dimorphilus gyrociliatus, 1737 nucleotides long. Lineage: Eukaryota; Metazoa; Annelida; Polychaeta; Dinophilidae. The record is from the annotation of a GenBank genome assembly.
ACCACACUAUUGACCUUGACCCGUGACAAACGUGGUCGGUUUUAUUUUUUUUUUCUUUUGUGUAACGUUUGGUGAAGCUUAAGGAAUUUUAACUACAAUACAAUCAUGGGGAUCUUGGACAAAAUUGCUGAGAUUGAAUCCGAGAUGGCUAGAACCCAACGAAAUAAGGCAACCAUGGGUCAUCUUGGUCUAUUAAAGGCCAGAUUAGCAAAGCUUCGCCGUGAAUUAAUUGAACCUAAAGGUGGUGGCGGUGGCGCAGCAGGGGAAGGCUUUGAUGUUGCCAAGACAGGAGACGCUAGAAUCGGAUUUGUUGGCUUUCCUUCUGUGGGAAAAUCAACUCUCUUAACAAAUUUAGCUGGCGUCUAUUCCGAAGUUGCAGCCUAUGAAUUCACGACUCUGACAACUGUUCCUGGUGUUAUUCGUUAUAAAGGAGCCAGAGUCCAACUUCUCGAUCUUCCUGGUAUUAUAGAGGGCGCUAAAGACGGUAAAGGAAGAGGAAAACAAGUUAUAGCUGUGGCAAGAACAUGCAGUCUCAUAUUCAUCGUUCUUGAUGUCCUCAAACCGCUGCAGCAUAAACGCCUCAUUGAAUAUGAAUUGGAGGGUUUCGGUAUCCGACUUAAUAAGAAACCUCCAAACAUAUACUUUAAAAGAAAGGACAAAGGUGGAGUAAACUUGACAUCGACUGUAGGACAAUCAGAAUUGGAUUUGGACACCGUGAAAUCGAUAUUAGGGGAAUACCGUAUACAUAAUGCGGACGUUACACUUCGCUAUGACGCCUCUGUUGAAGAUUUGGUUGACGUUAUUGAAGGAAAUAGAAUAUAUAUACCAUGUGUCUAUGUUCUGAACAAAAUUGAUCAAAUUUCAAUUGAGGAACUAGAUAUCAUUAGUAAAGUUCCUCAUUGCGUUCCUAUUUCGGCUCAUCAUAAAUGGAAUUUCGAUGAUUUAUUAGAAAAAAUGUGGGAGUACCUUAGCUUAACUAGGAUUUAUACCAAGCCAAAAGGACAAUUACCUGAUUACAAAAGUCCAGUUGUAUUAAGAUUAGAGCAGACAACUGUAGAAGACUUUUGCAAUAAAUUGCACAGGAGCAUUAUGAAAGAGUUCAAGUACGCUCUUGUAUGGGGCUCAUCUGUAAAGCAUCAACCUCAAAAAGUUGGUAAAGACCACGUCUUAGAGGAUGAAGAUGUCGUACAGAUUGUUAAAAAGGCUACCAACAGCGGAAAAACGACAUUGUGUAACCGUCUAACAGAACACUUUGGUCACAAAUCCACUACUUUGUCUAUGGAUGAUUUUUAUUUAGAUAAUCAUGACUGCAGACUUGAUCGAGUUCCUGAAUUAAAUUGUUAUAAUUGGGAGAAUAUGAAUUCUGUUGAUAUAUCUGCUAUGACUGAAAAACUAACAGAAUAUGUGAGUCUAUAUGAAAAUUCUUCAGAUGUUAACAUUAUAUUUGUAGAGGGUAUUUUGGUUUUUAAUUACGAACCUUUGUUGACGUUCUUCAACAAAAAGUAUUUUCUACUAAUUGAUAAAGAUGAAUGCCGUCGCAGAAGAUCAACAAGAAUUUACGAUCCUCCCGACGUUCCAGGAUACUUUGAUUUGGUUGUAUGGCCAGAAUAUUUAAAUAUAAAAAAUUAUGUGGAAAAUGUACCCGAAGUCAAUUUCAUAGACGGAACAAACAACGCUAAAUCGCUUUUCCAAAAGGUGGCUCAAGAUAUUCAGAUGCUUAUUGAUAAAUGUAAAUGA